Messenger RNA from Poecilia reticulata (guppy), 1397 nucleotides. The record is from RefSeq and is a predicted model, not a curated record. NCBI's taxonomy places the organism in Eukaryota, Metazoa, Chordata, Actinopteri, Cyprinodontiformes, Poeciliidae.
AUGGCUGAAGACGACGUAAUGUACGCUGAUGUGAAGUUCACCAGACCAAGAGCCAAAGAUGAGGCUCCAGGAGCUGAAGUCGUUUAUUCUAACGUCAUGAUGCCACGAACCAAACAUCCAGUCUGUUCAAAGUGUGCCGUAGAUGCUCAACAAGCUGGACAGGGCAUAAGGUCAAAGGUCACYACAGAGCGAGUGGUCCUGCUGGUUAUCAUUGGCAUAUUGGUGGUUACCAUCAUCGCCCUCGCAGUCAAAAUAAAUUCCAGACCAAAAAUGAACACUGCAAGUCCAACAUGUCCUCCACCUCCAGCAGAACAAAAUCUGACAUGUCUGAAGUGUGAAGCAGGAUGGGAGAAACAUGGAGGAAACUGUUAUUAUUUCUCCACCACUAAAUCCUCCUGGAAUGACAGCAGACGUUCCUGCGUUGGUCAGAAAUCAGACCUGGUGAAGAUCGACAGCAGAGAGGAGCAGAUGUUCCUCAUAGGAAGAGUGAGAAACUUAAUGAAGGAGAAUCAGGACAAGUUCUGGAUCGGACUGACGGACUCAAAGGAAGAAGGAAAAUGGUUCUGGGUGGAUGGAUCAGCUCUGGAUCAAAGUUUGAGUUUUUGGAAUCAGACCCAACCUGACAACAAGGGUCCUGGUCAUUUAGCUGAAGCUGAUGCUGACUGUGUGAGGAUGGGAAAUAAAGGAAAUAAAGGAGGAUCUGAUGAUCUGAAGUCCUGGUUUGAUACGUCCUGUAAACAUCYUCAGAAAAGUAUCUGUGAGAAAACAGCUGGACUGAGUUCAUGUGUCUGAAGUUUAAGAUCAAGAAGCUGCAGAGAUGAAGGUUUUAUAAACAUGUUGUCACAUUUAAUAUUGAUUCUUUAAAUGCUAAAAUAAUCUUUACAUUUUCCAUCAAAAUUAUUUUUCCUUGAUUUGUUUUAAUGUUAUACUCAUUAUUAUUAUUAUUGGCUGUAUAAACUGUAAAAGCCUCGACUGGCCAACAGUAAACAGGAAGUUUGUUUCCAGGUUGUGCAUCAGAUAAAUAUGCUCCUUCCUCCACUUCCUGUUUUUACGUUUAGACUUUAGAAGCUAACAUGUUUCCUUCUCUACUUAAAAUGGUUUGUUUACAGUUGAAAACAAUGUGUUGCUAUAGCGAUGUCAUCUUCUGUGUUUCCCUUUUAUUCUUCACUUUGGUAAAUUAUCUAUAAUUACAGGCUGAGGUCAUUUUUAAAACACCAGUUUUUGUUUGAAAUKAUGUUUCUGUUUCUAAACGGUUCGCGGACGUUUAGGAUGAAUCUGGAAAAUAUCUGGUUUAUUCAUUUGUCUUUUUGAUCUCUGGAAAUAGUUUUAGAUGUUUAUUAGAUCUAAAUGUAGAAAUGUUGUAUCUGAGAUGAAAUAGUCUGCAAAUAAAAUGAAUG